Molecule: messenger RNA, 1845 nt
Organism: Trichosporon asahii var. asahii CBS 2479
Lineage: Eukaryota; Fungi; Basidiomycota; Tremellomycetes; Trichosporonales; Trichosporonaceae
Product: MATE efflux family protein subfamily, putative
Exons: 3
Coding region: 1-1845 (614 amino acids)
Biological process (GO): xenobiotic detoxification by transmembrane export across the plasma membrane
Cellular component (GO): membrane
Molecular function (GO): antiporter activity; xenobiotic transmembrane transporter activity
Source: RefSeq, a predicted model, not a curated record
AUGUCCUCCCCGACAAAUCGAUGGGCGGCUCGUAAUGCCGCCCUCACCAUUCAACCUCCCCAGGGCCGCCGCCCAAGUGGUAUCUCUACGAGUCCGACGUUUGUGGGCCGGACUGGGCCUCCGCCUUCGAAUCGCCCGCAGAACCCGACAAUGGCGAGGCCUCAACACGGCCGGACUCCCUCGACUAGCGCAAUGCCUCAGCUGCCGAAAACACCUACCGCGCGGAAUACUCGUCGGCCGUCGGCUACGGCGGCGCCGCAUGCAGGAGCUGCGGUUGGGUAUGGCUCCACGAGCCCUACGACUACGACGCAGCCUGCCGGUAGCGAUGGUGUCACGUCUGCUGGCGUAGGUGCCGUCGGAGGCACAAGUUCGGCGGUGCAAAACGGUGUCGGCAGUGAGAGCACACCCCUCAUCCCGCGUGCUCCCAGGCUGCACACCCUCGACGGUCUUAACAAGCCCGCGACGACUUGGACCGAGUUCGGCGUCCUCUGCCGAUCUUCCGUGCCGCUGUCGGCUGGACUCGCGCUCGAGAACGCCCUCAGCACGAUCAACAUUCUUGUUGUGACGACGCUUGGCGCCGAAGCGCUUGCCGUCACUGGCAACUCGUCCCUCCUGAUCAUGGUCACCGGCUUCCCGCUCCCGCUCGCCCUCGCGGCGGCCUUCACGACGCUCGCGGCACCGCUGUACCCCCAGCCGGAACACAGGAGCCACAUCGGUCACAUCCUCCUGCGCACGCUCAUGCUGUCGAUGGUUCUCGCGCUGUCUGUCGGUAUUUUCUGGUGGAACAUCGGUCCCAUCCUCCGUGCUCUCGGCCAGCCACACGACCUCGUCGAGGGCAUGGUCGUGUACAUGCGCUGGGCGAUCCUUGUCCUCCCCGCGCUCGGUCUGGUCGAGACGAUGAAGUCGUUCAUGCAGGUUCAGAACAUGAUGGCCGCGCCGCCCCUGAUUCUUCUCUGCCUCCUGCCCGUGCACACCGCCAUCGCAAUCUACCUCGUGCACCACACGUCCAUGGGCGCCGCCGGAGCCGCGGUAGCGACCGCAACGACGCUCUGGCUCGACGGCAUCCUCAUCGUCCUCUUCGCGUCGCGCACCCGCGCCCGCGAGUGCUGGGACGGCUUCACCUCUGCCGCGCUCCGGGAUUGGGGACCUGUGCUCUGGCUCGCGGUGCCGGGUGCGCUGAUGUUUGGUUCCGAGCUGUGGGCUUUCGAGGUGAUUGCGCUCCUGGCCGGUCGCCUGGGACAUGUUGCCGUCGCGGCGCAAGCCGUCAUCUCGACUCUCGACAAUCUCGUCGCCAUGAUCCCCUACGCGAUCAGUAUCGGCAUCGCGAACCGAGUGGGCAACCUGCUCGGCUUUGGUCUGCGCGCAAUCAAGCGUGCGAAGCGCUCUGUCCGCGCCGGUUUCCUCCUCGAGGUGCUUGUUUCGGGCACGACGGGCCUGCUGGUGCUCAUCUUCCGACACCAGAUUGCCAACUUCUUCACCUCGGACAAGAAGGUCGCGGACGAGGCGGCGCGCGCGGCGGUCUUUGUCGCGAGCUACCAGAUCUUUGACGGGCUGCAGAACGUCGGUGCCGCGUGCCUGCGUGCGUUUGGGCGGCAGAAUGUCGGAUCCAUCAUCCACUUCAUCGGGUACUAUGUCGUCGGACUGCCCAUUGGCGCGUGGCUCGGUAUCACCAAGGGAUGGGGACUUGCUGGUCUCUGGGCAGGCGCCGCUAUUGCUCUCGCGUGCACUUCUAGCGCCGAGCUUGGCGUCGCGUUCAGCAUCAACUGGGAGGAGGAGGUGCUCAAGGUCCAGAUGAGGGAGAUUGAGAGCGAUGAGGAGGAGGAGGAGAGCGAGGAUGACGCCUAA